AUGAAUUUCAAUGCGAAUAAUUUCAAAUAUGCAACUGAUCUAUUACCUACUAUAGAAAAAAAACUAAUCAAUGAUGGUUACGUUCGAAUACAAUUUAGUGCAAAUGAUCUUCCAAAUGAUAAUGAUGAUCAUCAUCAUCAAAUCAAGAAAAUUGAAUCUUUCUUUGUUGAUUUUAUCAAAAACUUAGGUGGUGAAUGCUUGACUCAUAAUGCUGAAGAAAAUUCAUUUGUCUGGCAUGUACGACCAUUACCAACAAUUUCGGAUACUCAAUAUCCUUUAGCACGAUCUCAUACUGAUGAAGAAUUUCCAUUUCAUACGGACUGUUCGUAUGAAUCAAAUCCACCAGAAUACAUUGCAUUGUUUGUCUUGGAACAAGAUCAAUUGGGUGGUGGACAAUUUGAAAUCAUUCAAGUAUCAGAUAUUGUUCAUAAUUUAUCCGAAACAAGUAAAACAAUUCUAUUAACGGAAAAUUUUAAAAUUGCUGUUCCAAAAGAAUUUCGUAAAGUGAAUGAUAUCGAUCACAUUUAUGGACCAAUUCUUCUAGAUCAUAAUGAAAUUCGUUAUCGACCAGAUAUUGUUCUCAAUGAUAAAUCUAAUGCAUUCAAUGAACUCGAAUCAAUCGUCAAUAAAGUUCCAAGAUAUUCACUAAAAUUCGAAAAAUAUACCAUGGUUCUCUUGAAUAAUCGAAAAUAUCUUCAUGCACGUACAAAAAUUCUUGAUUUUCGUCGUCAUCUACUUCGAAUUCGAUUUAAUAAACCAGCUCCAUACAAUAUUUUCUCUCUUUGUAAUGAAACUACAAUACGUCGUGACUAUUUAACAUUCUCACAUACUUUACUCGACUAUUUCAAUGAGCAACAUACUCGUUUAUACAAGACGUUGAAGCUUAUUGUUCAACAAUAUCAUCAACCAACGGAAAUAGGCGCAGAAAUUCGACGUACAUUUCAAUUUGAACCAAGAAUUCAUAAUCUUCUAUGUGAAUUGAAUAUUCAUCGUCCAGAUUUCGAUAUUGGAAAUUAUCGACCAGAUGUUCUCUUCACUACAGGACAUCGUUUUACUAUGAAUGGUAAACAUCGAUUCGAACCAAAAAUCUGUGAAAUUAAUGGUCGAUUUCCAUGGAAUGGAUAUUUGUUUUCAGCUGCAAUCUGUUCUGGAGAUAAUAAUAAUCAAAUUUCAAUCAACUUCAACACUAUGCUCGAUACUAUCAUUGCAUCAAUUAAAUUAGAUACUAGAAAAUCGAUAACAAUUCUUAAAUCAAAAGAACAUGGUUUUGAUAUAAACCUAUUUCAGACAUACUGGAUCAAUAAAUAUCAUCAAACUUGUCAUGUAAUUCAUCCUGAUCAAGUAUAUGUUAUCAAUGGACAAUUAUGUAAUCGAAAUAAUGGAUAUCCUAUUGAACAAUUGAUUAUGGAAUUACAUCAAGAUGAAAUUUUAAGUUUUUCAGAUGAUAUUCUUCAUACCUUUAUUUAUAAUACUCAGCUACGAUAUAUGAAUGAUUUACGAACAAUUUUUCUUGUGCAUGAUAAACGUAUGUUUUCUCUUCUAUCUAAUCAAGCAUUCUUAAAUGCACUUUGGCAAUGUGAUUAUGAGCAGACAAAAACUUUGACAGAAUUGAUACCUACUACAUAUGUUAUUGGUCAAAUGCCAUCUUAUAUUCAAGAAUGUGUCUUAAAAAUGAAAAAUAACUGGUGUAUCAAACCAAAUCUUGGUGGUAAAGGCAAAGAUAUGAGCAUAGGUAUAGAUGUUUCCAUAGAAGAUUGGUCUCGUCUCUUGUUAGAUCGAAAUCAUCAAGAAUGGAUCAUUCAACAAUAUCAAGAACCAGUUCAAUACGAAUCUAUGAAUUUAUCAGGCAUGUUAUUUUGUUGCAAUAAUCUUUUUUUCAAUCUUGGACUUAUUCGAUUAAGUCCGAACAAGAUCGUCAAUAUUUGUAAUGGUGGCUAUUUCAUUCGACCUUUUGUUUAUCGUCGAUAUAUACAUUGUUCUUAUGAACAAGACGAAAUUCUCACUAAAGCAAAACUACAUGAACAAUUAGAACUGUCUAGAUUGACUCAAACACACUGGAAUCGAAGCGUUUAUCUGUCGUCGUCAGGUGGUAGUGGUGGAAAACGAUUGUAUUUUGCGACAGAUAUUCGAGAGAAUCAACGGCAACGAGAGAUUUUAGUUGACAUGAUGCUUUUCAAGAAUGUUCUCUCCGAUAUUGAUGUUUGUCUUAAUCUAUUUCAUUGCAAUAAUAUGUAUCGAUCGUUAGAAAUUUUCAAUGACUUCUGUUCAUUGGCUAAUUGUACGGUCUUACCUAUGGGUUGUGAUGUUGAUGAUGAUAAAGUUCUCAAGAUCAUUGAAUAUUUUCGACCGAAUGUCCUCAUGGGUACACCUUAUCGACUUAUGCAAUUAGCUCUUUUUAUUGAAAAAAAUUAUCCAACAAAUGAAAAAAUUCAUUUUGAAAAGAUUUUCUUUGGUGGUGAACCAUUAGAUAAUCUCAAACGAGAUUAUUUCAAACGUAUUUUUCAAUGUUCAAUAUGUUUGGGUUUUUAUGGAUCGGCCGAAGUCGGUGUCAUUGCUUUUCAAACGCAUGAAUAUUCUAACACUCAAUUAUAUAUCUAUCCAAAAGAAUUAGUACAAAUUGAUAUUGUUAAUGAACAGAUUAUUGUAACGAAUCUUGUUCGACGACAAAAUCAAUUAAUUCGAUUUAAUACAGGAGAUCUUGGUCGAUUAAUACUGGCCGAUGAUACUGAAAAGUAUGGAUUGAUUGAAAUUUGGCGAAGUCAACGAUUAUUAGUUCUUGCUCCUGGUGCAAUUAUGAAAUCGGAUAUUGAAGACUUUAUGAAUCAAUAUGAUCUUAUCGAAUGGCAAUUAAUCAUAGAAAAUGAACUAGAUAAUAAUAAUAAUAAUAAUCGAACAAUAUUAACAUUUCGUUGUGUGGAAACUGUGAAUACGGUUGUCGAACAUAUGAAAGAACAAGUGAACAAUUAUUUAACACGUUGUUUAGGUAGUUCGUCUUCGAUCGAAGAUCAUUUGACUAUUCGAUUCGAAUCAAUUUCAUAUGAGACAUUGAUUCGAGAUCAAGUAUCGAAUAAGUUGCUCAAAAUGAUCGAUAAACGAUCUUAA
This is a messenger RNA of Rotaria sp. Silwood1, 3102 nucleotides long. The record is from the annotation of a GenBank genome assembly. Lineage: Eukaryota; Metazoa; Rotifera; Eurotatoria; Philodinida; Philodinidae.